Molecule: messenger RNA, 864 nt
Organism: Encephalitozoon romaleae SJ-2008
Lineage: Eukaryota; Fungi; Microsporidia; Unikaryonidae
Product: NimA-like Ser/Thr protein kinase
Exons: 1
Coding region: 1-864 (287 amino acids)
Biological process (GO): autophagy; autophagosome organization; peptidyl-serine phosphorylation
Cellular component (GO): cytoplasm; autophagosome
Molecular function (GO): protein serine/threonine kinase activity; ATP binding
Source: RefSeq, a predicted model, not a curated record
AUGGAAAGAUUCAGAUUCAUAAGAAAGCUUAGCAGAGGUGUGCAUGGGACAGUGUAUCUUCUUGAGACAAUAGAUUCGGGAAAGGAAAAGAUGGCCUGCAAGUCUAUCCUUUGGAAGUAUAAGAAGUAUGCAGAGAGAGAAGUCAAGAUAUUAUCUUUAAUAUCACAUAAAAGAAUAGUAAAGCUUCUGGACUUUUUCCCAAGAGAUUCUGGAAUAUUCAUCAUCCUUGAAUAUGUGAAUUGUGGAAGCCUGCAUGAAAUGAUAAGCCAUCUUGUGGAAAACAACUACAGGGCCCCAAACUGUUUGGUAUGGUCUGUGCUAGUACAGAUUGCAGAUGGCUUGAGAUAUUUGCAUAACAAGCAUAUUGCCCACAGGGACAUAAAACCAUCAAACAUCCUUAUUGAACGAGUUUUUGUACAGAGUGGAGCAUUAAUUGAAUUUAAGCUUUGCGACUUUGCCAUGGCGAAGGAGCUUUAUGAAGGAAACAGAACAUGCGAGAUUGCCGGGACACCUUCAUAUAUGGCACCCGAGGUUGUGUCUCGAGAGUAUUACAAUAUUUCAAUAGAUAUAUGGAGCCUAGGUGUUUCCGUAUAUGAACUAUUGACCUUGAAAAAGCCUUUCGAGGGGAGAAGCAGAGAUGAGCUCUUUGGAAUGAUUAAACAAGCAAGGCUUCCACAGGUGAUAUCUCCAGACAUUGAGUUGGAAAGAUUAAUCAGGAGAUGUCUGUCUAAAAACGAUAGAAUAUCCUCUGGAGCAAUCUUCAACGACAAGAAGGCCAAGGCUCAUCUCGAAGUUUCAGAAGCUGAACUAGGAGGCGUUAGAAGAUUCUUAAAAAUGAAAGAUCGUAGGAAUAUCGAUAAAUAG